Messenger RNA from Diospyros lotus (date-plum), 1230 nucleotides. Its product is annotated as oxygen-evolving enhancer protein 1, chloroplastic. NCBI's taxonomy places the organism in Eukaryota, Viridiplantae, Streptophyta, Magnoliopsida, Ericales, Ebenaceae. The record is from RefSeq and is a predicted model, not a curated record. Gene Ontology annotation, biological process: photosystem II stabilization; photosystem II assembly. Gene Ontology annotation, molecular function: oxygen evolving activity. Bases 119 to 1117 code for a protein of 332 amino acids. The transcript has 2 exons. Gene Ontology annotation, cellular component: photosystem II oxygen evolving complex.
CAAAACAACUUAGUCCCACCCCCCUCACCACACAAACCCAUUUCCUCCUCCUCCCCCUUCUAUGCCAUAGUGUUUGAAAGGGGUUGAAACUCUGUCUCAGAGCAGAACGGGAAAAGAAAUGGCUGCCUCACUGCAAGCAGCGGCCACCUUCAUGCAACCCACCAAGCUGGCUGUUCCAGGCCGGACCAGCGUGCAGCUGAGGCCUUCUCAGGGCUUGUGCAAGGCCUUUGGGGCUGAGCAGGGCACUGCCAGGUUCGCUUGCUCUCUGCAGGCUGACCUCAGAGGCUUGGCCCAGAAAUGUGCCGAUGCUGCCAAGGUUGCUGGAUUUGCUCUUGCCACUUCUGCUCUUGUCGUCUCGGGAGCAAGUGCUGAGGGAGUACCAAAACGUCUGACCUAUGAUGAAAUUCAGAGCAAGACAUACGUAGAAGUGAAAGGAACUGGAACUGCAAACCAGUGCCCAACAAUUGAAGGCGGUGUUAACAAAUUCGCCUUCAAGACAGGCAAAUACAACAUGAAGAAAUUCUGCUUGGAACCCACAUCAUUCACCGUGAAGGCUGAGGGUGUGGGCAAGAAUGCCCCCCCUGAGUUCCAAAAGACCAAGCUCAUGACCCGUUUAACCUACACCCUCGACGAGAUUGAGGGGCCUUUCGAAGUAUCACCUGAUGGCACAGUUAAGUUUGAGGAGAAGGAUGGAAUCGACUAUGCUGCUGUCACUGUUCAACUGCCAGGGGGUGAGCGUGUGCCCUUUCUCUUCACCAUCAAGCAGCUGGUAGCAUCUGGCAAACCAGAGAGCUUUGGUGGAGAGUUUCUGGUGCCAUCAUACCGGGGUUCAUCUUUCUUGGACCCAAAGGGAAGAGGUGGAUCUACAGGUUAUGACAAUGCAGUUGCACUGCCAGCAGGAGGGAGAGGAGAUGAAGAGGAACUCACUAAGGAGAACAUAAAGAACACUUCGUCAUCAACAGGGAAGAUCACCCUGAGUGUCACCAAUAGCAAGCCUGAAAGUGGAGAGGUGAUUGGAGUGUUUGAGAGCAUUCAGCCAUCUGACACCGAUUUGGGAGCAAAGGCUCCAAAGGAUGUGAAGAUCCAGGGAAUCUGGUAUGCUCAGCUCGAGUCAUAAUUAAGGCCUUUCUUAACUUCAAUGAAGUCUUCAUGAACUUUACUGUAACCUUGUGAGAAAUAUUGAGAUUAUUAUCAUGUCUGUAUAUUAUCAUGCAUGGCUUCUUGCAACAA